AUGCCUGCUGGUGUCGCAGGAACUGACCUCGCCGUCUCCGGUUUGGUUCGAAAUGAAUUGACUGUGGAUGGCACAGAGCGAGGAUGCAAAUUGGGAACGGUUUGGCAGAAAUUUGGCAAGAAGAUUUGCACCGAUGCCCGGAGGAGAGGUCUGUGCCAGCUGAAGGUCCCCGGCAGCGCUGCAGGGACCCACCUCGCGUUGUCCCCGGGUUCAUCGCCAGGCACCAGCACAGGCGGGCCGGUGCAGAACCUGUUGAACGCUGAGGAGCCGGUGACUCACGUCGAGCCCACCCGGCUGAGCUACCUUUUCUGCACCUGGUGGAGAGCGCCAAAUCUAUGCUUUACUGAGACGCCUCUCAACACGGAUUUAGCUGAUGUCCCAUUGCAGGUCACCCACCCUGGCAAGACCUGCCUGGAUUACUACAGGAAUGACAGCACAGUGCUGUCUCUGUAUGGAAACCCAGGGAACGACACAGACUUCACGUGCGACAAAAGGCAGGUCAGGCAGUUUGCCCGAGCCUUCCUGCCCGCGUGUUUCUGGCUCAUCUUCUCUGUGGGCGCAGUGGGAAACGCCUUAGUCGUGGUCAUCUAUUGCAAAUACCGCUUCAGGAGGAGCAUGAUGGACCGGUACCUGCUGCACCUGGCCAUUGCAGACCUGCUCCUCCUCUUCACCCUCCCUUUCUGGGCCAAGGCUGCCUCCGAUGGCUGGGUCUUCAAGAACUUCAUGUGCAAAGUCGUCAACAGCAUGUAUAAGAUCAACUUCUAUGGCUGCAGCUUGUUUCUAACCUGCAUCAGCUUUGACAGGUACAUCACUAUUGUCCAGGCGACGAAAGCUAAAACUUCUAAGCGAAGGCGGCUCCUGCGCAGCAAACUCAUGUGCUUGGCUGUCUGGCUGACAUCCGUGAGCCUGUGCAUCCCGGAAAUCAUGUACAGCCAAAGCACGCAGGUGGGGGAUGUCACGGUUUGCAAGAUUACGUACCCGCCAGACAUCAGCAUGGUCUUCCGAGUUACUGUCCUGGCCUUGAAAGUCACAAUCGGGUUCUUCCUCCCGCUCCUUGUCAUGGUUAUUUGUUACACACUUAUCAUCAACACCCUCCUGCAAACCAAAAGGUCCCAAAAGCAGAAGUCGCUGAAGAUCAUCACCUUGAUCGUCACCGCUUUCCUCCUCUCUCAGUUCCCCUACAAUAUUGUAUUGCUGGUCAAAGCCAUCAACACCUACGCCAGGGUGGCGUACACCUGUCAGGCUGACGACCGGCUGGGGAGCCGGGGUGAAGAGCAGUCCUCCUCCGCCUGCGACAGCCAGGAGCACAGCUCAAACUGGUCCUUCGCCAUGCUGGGGAGGCGGCGCGUGAGGAGCUCCCUGAUCCUCAGCACCCACUUGACCUCCUCCAUUUCAUCCCCUCCUUGCCAAGUCCUCUUGUAA
Opisthocomus hoazin is the source of this 1422-nucleotide messenger RNA. NCBI's taxonomy places the organism in Eukaryota, Metazoa, Chordata, Aves, Opisthocomiformes, Opisthocomidae. The record is from RefSeq and is a predicted model, not a curated record.